Botrytis sinoallii is the source of this 1682-nucleotide messenger RNA. RefSeq lists its product as uncharacterized. The transcript has 3 exons. The record is from RefSeq and is a predicted model, not a curated record. Lineage: Eukaryota; Fungi; Ascomycota; Leotiomycetes; Helotiales; Sclerotiniaceae. The coding region runs from base 239 to 874 and encodes 211 amino acids.
ACAAGAGGGUUGUGGGAGAUCGAACGAAUUGAUCAUCAUCAAUUGAGAACGGGAAGAUUGUUUUGCAUUAUUCGUUAUACAUACCUAGUACAUACAUUGGGCACUUUAUUGCACGAGCGGAAUUCGCUGGUAUAUCGUAUCGAGACUGUGCUGAGAGUCUUAUUUACUUACAACCGAAUCAUUCCCUGUCAUCUCGUUAUUUACGAAUCUCAGUCAUCCAUUUACCAAUCAAUUCAUCAUGACGACCAACAAAUUGCAAGUAUUCAAAUUUGGUGAUGGGGUCUGGGACCCGAGCCAUCGGUUUGUUACUUCGUGGUUGUUGUCUCCAUGGGCGCUUUUUGCUGUUAGAGCUUCAAUUUCCCUCUAUGCAUUUUUCGUCCUUCUCUUCUCCAUCUUUUGGGAAAUAGCUCGAUUACCCAACGGAGGCGCAACCGCCCGAUUCAGCUUCUCUUAUUUCACCAUCUCUGCUACUGGGGCAUAUCCUUCUACUUCUUCUUCGCCGCCCUCCACACCUUCAGCUACGCACGCAGCGGCAUCCCACUACUCUCGCGCUUUCCGCGCGCCCUCCAAGCCCUGCACUCUCUCUACUACAGCAGCAUCAUCUGCUACCCCAUCCUCGUCACCAUCGUUUUCUGGGGCGUCCUCUUCCGGGUCUCGGUCCCCGUCGGCUGGUUCCCCACCGCCUUCGACGCCUGGUCCAACAUCUCCGAACACGGCCUCAACUCCCUGUUCGCCCUCUUCGAAAUCUGCAUCCCGCGCACCGCGUCGCCGCCGUGGAUUCAUCUCCUCUGGCUCAUUGUCAUUCUGGCCUGCUACCUGGGUCUCGCGUAUGUCACGGUGGCCACGAAACAUCAAUACGUGUAUUCGUUCUUGAACCCGCAGGUGGCGCAGCAUGGAAUGGUGGCCGCGUAUGUAUUUGGGAUUGCGGUGGGGAUUUGUCUGAUUUUUGCGGUGGUGAAGGGGGCGGUUAGUGUGCGAGUGUGGGUGACGGAGACGAGAGGGGGGAGGAGAGGAAAGUUUUCAAAGGUUGGGGAGCUGCAGAUUGCGGAUGUGGAGAUGCAGAGGUUUGAGGGGAAGGCUUGAGAGGAGGUUGCGAGACAGUUGAAAGAUCUUGAAGAAAUCAGAAAGGUGGGAAAUACCCGCAUUAGUGCGUGACGACACAGAUAGGAUACGCAGAACGAGUAUACGAUAGAUAGGUAUGCGGUUCCUGGUUAUAAUACAUACGAUCAAGUAGUGGUAAUAAGCGGAUGGAUGAAAGACCCUCCUACCGACCUACCGACCUACCGAACUACCUACCGACCACGAUACCUACCUACUCAGACGAACACGAAAGCACCACGGCCGCAGGAAACAGAUACAUAUUAUUCAAUUUGGCGUUUUGGGAGAAAUAGGGAGAAGGGAUAGCGAUACCCAUGAUUAUACUUAUAUUCAUAUUCUUAUGCAUGUAUUAUUGAAGAUGCGAUGCGAUGAUAUAUCUUAGAGAGCGAGCGGAUUAGAUUACAUUAUAUAGAUAGGUAUUUAAUACAUGACAUUCAUAUCAUCUAUUAAAAGUACCUAGGUAGAUGUAGCAGAAGACCUAUGUGUAAGUAAUUUAAAUCUCAGGUGUGUAUUUUCACCCCUAGACAUAUCGGAUAUGAAGCAUAAAAUAAUUUCCAUCCAUUAAAGAAAGAGAUUCUAUAAAA